Helianthus annuus (common sunflower) is the source of this 2245-nucleotide messenger RNA. Its product is annotated as protein SET DOMAIN GROUP 40. Gene Ontology annotation, biological process: peptidyl-lysine monomethylation. Lineage: Eukaryota; Viridiplantae; Streptophyta; Magnoliopsida; Asterales; Asteraceae. The transcript has 7 exons. The record is from RefSeq and is a predicted model, not a curated record. Gene Ontology annotation, molecular function: protein-lysine N-methyltransferase activity; protein binding. Bases 70 to 1506 code for a protein of 478 amino acids.
CCCAUUUCGUUCAAUCCAAUUACUCCUCGCCUCUGUACGGCGUCUACGCUGGUGGUUGCAGCGACGGAGAUGGAGGAAACACAAAAGCUACACAACUUCCUAAAUUGGGCAACCGCUCUCGGAAUUUCAGAUUCUCACUUCAUCCACCUCAACGAACACGAACAACAAAACCCUAACAAUCAUCACACGCCUUCCUGUUUGGGACAAUCUCUCUCUAUAUCCUACUUCCCUAACGCCGGCGGGAGAGGAUUAUGUGCUGUUCGUGAUCUUCAACGAGGCCAGUUGAUACUUAGGGUUCCGAAAGCAGCUUUAAUGACAUCUCAAAACUUAAUGUUGAAUGAUCAUAAGCUCGCUGUGUCGGUUUCUAAAUUUGAUAUGUCUUCUACUCAGAUAUUAACUAUCAUGUUGCUAAAUGAAGUUUCUAAAGGGAAACGCUCUUGGUGGUAUCCGUAUUUGACACAAUUCCCUUCCAAUUAUGAUAUAUUAGCAAGUUUUGAUCAGUUUGAAAUACAAGCUUUGCAAGUAGAUGACGCUAUCUGGGCUGCAGAGAGAGCAUUAGAGAAGACAAAAACAGAGUGGGAAAGUGCCACCGCAAUUAUGGAACAACUUAUGUUCAAACCGCAUUACAUGAGCUUCAAGGCAUGGGUCUGGGCUUCUGCAUCCCUAUCUUCCCGCACAAUGCAUAUUCCAUGGGAUUCUGCCGGUUGUUUUUGUCCGGUAGGUGAUUUUUUCAAUUAUGCUGCACCUGAAGAUGAGCAAAUUCUCUCCGAAGAUGUAACAGCUGCUGACAUGGCUGCCACGUCACUUAGGUUGACCGAUGGUGUAUUCGAAGAAGAAACUGAUGCAUACUGCUUCUAUGCUAGAAAAAGCUACAAAAAAGGAGACCAGGUUUUAUUGAGCUAUGGAACAUAUACUAAUUUAGAGCUUCUAGAACACUACGGUUUUAUUUUAGAUACGAACCCGAAUGACAAAGCAUAUGUUCCUUUACCUUCUGACCUCUAUUCUCUAUGUUCAUGGCCGUUAGAUUCGCUAUACAUUCACCAAAAUGGAAAUCCGUCUUUUGCCCUGCUUUCCGUUACGCGAUUAUGGGCGACACCAACACACUUACAAAAAUCAGUACGACACCUUGCGUAUUCUGGAUCAAUAAUAUCAAAUGAAAAUGAAAUUAUUGUUAUGGAAUGGUUAUCAGAUAAAUGUAGUCUGGUUUUGAAGAAUUUACCGACAUCGAUUGAAGAAGAUGAGUUAUUGUUAUCUGUUACGGAUAAAGACUUUGGGUCAGUGAUGGAGGUUAAGAAUGAGUUGUUGGGGUUGACGGAUGAGAGUCGCACGUUUUUGAAAGUGAACGGUUUGCUGAAAGAUGAAAUUAGUGAUGGUAUGGCUUUGCCGAGAAAGACGAUAAGAUCGAUGGAUAAAUGGAAAUUGGCGAUUUGGUGGAGGCUAAAGUAUAAAAUGAUGUUACGUGAUUGUGUUUCGUAUUGUACAAGGGUAAUAAAUGAUCUUUCUUGAGAACGGCCUAUAUGGAAGUUUGUGUUUCUUUGUGAGUUUUAAGGUUGUUGAUACGAGUAAUAGCUGCUACGCCCCGCUUGCGGUAUGCGCAUAUAAUGUAUGUAUGUGUGUGGGCCAUCGGGGGGCAAAAGUGAAAGUGCACUAAUUUUAACGUUAUUUUACUAAUUUCGUGAAAAUAACGUUAAAAGCUAAGGACGGUUAAUCAUGCAUCAUGUUGGCGUUGAUAGCUGAAAGACAGAAGGGUACAUGCACUAAUCGGUCUUUGUCUCGAUUGCUGAGUGUUAUGUACCUUAUGUUCAAGGCUUGAUGCAAAACUACUAUCGAGCUGGGGGUCUCACUGGAAGCAGCCUCUCUAUUCCUACGGGAUAAAGGUAAGGCUGUCUACAUCUUACCCUCCUAAGACCCUACCUUUGCUUUGCUAUUGGUGGGAUUAGCUGCCAGUCUUGGUGAUGAUGUGGAAGUGAGUCGGGCAAAGAUCAAAAAACUCGUCUUCAUCCAGCAAGAUGAAAAAAAUAGAAAGGAAGAUAUGUCAGCGGGGCACUAGGCUUGAUACAAAAGUAAAAGAGGUAACUGCCAUUUUCGUCCCUGUGGUUUGUUCAUUUUUGCCAUUUCAUUCCAAUUUUCAAAAAUGCACCAGUUUUCCUUUCCUUCCUGACAUAUUGGAAACGUGUUAUUUCAGUCCAAAAAUUCAAACCCAAUUAACUGACACAGGUUUAAUGAAGGGUAUUUUUGUCUUGUA